Molecule: messenger RNA, 1005 nt
Organism: Anisakis simplex (herring worm)
Lineage: Eukaryota; Metazoa; Nematoda; Chromadorea; Rhabditida; Anisakidae
Source: the annotation of a GenBank genome assembly
AUGGUGAACGUCGAUUGUGUGACAUUGCCAACUGGUGCGAAGCUACCAUUGCUUGGAUUGGGAACGUGGCUGUCAAAGGAUGAAAAUGCACUGUAUAAAGCGAUUGAAACAGCGAUAGAUUCGGGAUAUCGUCUUUUCGAUACGGCAUUUCUUUACGGAACUGAACGUGGCGUUGGCAAUGCCCUCAGUGCGAUGAUCAGCCAAGGAAAGAUCACUAGAGAACAACUGUUCAUCGAAACAAAGCUGCCGUUCACAGCGCACUCUCCACCAAAUGUUGAAAAAGUGGUUCAACAACAACUCAAAGCGCUUAAAACCGAUUAUAUUGAUUUGUAUUUGAUUCAUUGUCCAUGUGCUGUAAAGCCGAAGAAUGAUCAAUUUGCACCGCUGGUUGAAAAUGGAAGAUUUGCGGUUGAUGAUGUAGAUCAUCUGGAGACGUGGCGAGCGUUAGAGUCUCUCUACAAGAAAGGCAUUCUAAAGGCGAUCGGACUGUCCAAUUUUAACAAAGAGCAAAUUGAAAGAAUUUACGAAAAAGCUGAAAUAAAACCGCAUAAUUUACAGAUAGAGGCUCACUUGUAUUUCCCACAAAAAGAAUUACGACAGUACUGCCGAUCUCGAAAUAUAGCGGUGACAGCUUACGCACCACUCGGUUCUCCAGGGCGGAAGGAUUUUCGGCCAGAUGGAUUUUGGCCCGAAGGUGAACCGCUGAAGGAUCCAACGGUUCAGGUUGUGGCCGAAAAACAUAAAAAGACGCCAGCACAGAUUCUGCUGCGGUUUCUGGUGGAGAAUGGCUUUUGCGUGAUACCGAAGAGUACGAAUCCGGAACAUAUUCGUGAAAAUAUUAAUAUAUUCGAUUUUAAACUUGAUGACGAGGAUAGAAUCAAGCUCGAUGCAGUCAGUCGACGCGUACGUCUGUUCAUCUUUGACUAUUUUGGUCAUCAUCCGUGCUAUCCAAUGAAGGAUCAAGAUCCGUCGAAAUUCGCAGAAGUCGUUUUCGAGUCAUUCUAA